UUAACUCUAUUAAAAGGGGUUUAUUUAAUAGUUAUAAUAACAAUAAACUUUAUUUUAAUAAUAGCAAAGUUUCUUAUUUUGGAAGGGUUUAUACUACCAAAAAUGUAUUUCCAACAGAGAUAAAAUUAUCUGAAAAAGGAAAGAGAUUAGAAAUAUCAUUUGAGAAUAAAAAUAAUAGUGAUAAUAAUAAUAAUAAUAACAAUAAUAAUAAUGAAAAAAGUGAAAUAAUAAAAUAUUCAUUUUCAUCAGAAUUACUACGUAUUGAAACUCCAUCAGUUGAAAAAAGUAAAAAAGGAUCAUCAAUGAUAACUAGUGGUAGAAGAGAUGUUGGUAUCAUUAGAAUUGAAAGAGUUGGUAAUUAUGCUAUUAGACUAGUGUUUGACGAUUUACAUGAUACUGGUAUUUAUAGUUGGCAAUACCUUUUUCAAUUAGGUCAAACAAAAUACUCAAGAAUGAAACAAUAUUUAAAAGAUUUAAAAAAAUAUGGUAAAUCAAGAGAUCCAAAAAUUCAUAAUAAACAAUUAAAACAACAACAAUUACAACAACAACAACAACAAGAACUAACCCAAAAAACUCAAAAAUAA
Messenger RNA from Dictyostelium discoideum AX4, 584 nucleotides. RefSeq lists its product as hypothetical. NCBI's taxonomy places the organism in Eukaryota, Evosea, Eumycetozoa, Dictyosteliales, Dictyosteliaceae. The annotation marks the transcript as partial. The transcript has 2 exons. The record is from RefSeq and is a predicted model, not a curated record.